Molecule: messenger RNA, 718 nt
Organism: Suillus discolor
Lineage: Eukaryota; Fungi; Basidiomycota; Agaricomycetes; Boletales; Suillaceae
Exons: 2
Coding region: 22-258 (78 amino acids)
Source: RefSeq, a predicted model, not a curated record
CCUAGAAGACUUGCCAUACAAAUGUUGCUGCACCGUAUAUCCGCCCUAUUUGUGGUUCCCCGAGCGCUUCAAAUGCCCAGAUGUUUCCCAAUUCCCAUGGCUUUGAUGUUGAUAUUCUGUCGUUCGAGAAGCUUGACCGUUGCAGUCGCUGUCUUGGCUCUGGAAUUCCAGUGUAGGUCCAUCCUAGUCAUAACUCGAUCUGUGCAGAUCUAUAAUGGUCGAGGACAGUCUUAUGCAAUGACGAGUGUAGACUGGUAACGACGGGCUGUCCUAGAAUCAAGACCGUGUGCAAACCUGCGCAACCCACGAGUACGAGCAAUCUAAGUCAAUCUGAGUCCGUUGAAAUGCACAAUGACUGCCUUCGAUUCACGGAGACUGAUGAUAUUGAUCAAUCUAAUGGAAACGAACAUGUCCGAAGGCAGUUUUUUUAUAGCAAAAGUAGAGUAGUUUGUACAGUGCUGGCAGGGAGAUCAUAUUAUGAAUAAGUCUACAGAAUGAUGUGGGUGUUCCGAGAGUGUGAUGCAGGAUAAAUAUUGAUAAAGUUUGCUGCCGUGAGGCUCACAGUCCGACGCAUUCCGCAAAGUCGGGGCAUUGUUGACUCAGAUUCAGACCAUGGCUUUGGCAGCAACAAGACCUGAAAAAAAAACAGUGUAUUGGUAGCCUUGCUACAUAGCCAGCAUUCAAAAAAGCAGAGGCUCCAACAGUUUCUGAUUUACGC